Molecule: messenger RNA, 2956 nt
Organism: Drosophila willistoni
Lineage: Eukaryota; Metazoa; Arthropoda; Insecta; Diptera; Drosophilidae
Gene: cysu
Product: peroxidase
Exons: 10
Coding region: 423-2684 (753 amino acids)
Biological process (GO): response to oxidative stress
Molecular function (GO): peroxidase activity; heme binding
Source: RefSeq, a predicted model, not a curated record
GGUUGUGCAUUUGGCUAACGGUAAUUCUCUUGAAUAGAAAUCCACAUACUACACCCUGUGUUGCAUACAAAGUGCUUAUGUGCCGUGUUUUGUGUGUGUGUGUGUGUGUGAAAGUGUGCGAGCAGGAAACACAUCAUCAGCGGCAGCAAGUGUAAUGAAGAAAUUUCAAUAAAAAAUAAUAAUAAGAAGCAAUAAUCACCAAUAAAGUGACAAACCAAUACGAGUAAAAGAAAACGAGAAGCGGAAUUAAACGGUGAAAUUUAAAAAAAAAGAGAGAGGAAAAAAAGAAAAGUUCUUGCUAAGGACUUGGGCAACGAACUUUAGCCCAAUUGAGAGUCUUCACCGUUGAAGUGAAGGCCAAGGCAAAUUGCAUCCCGUGCUUAGCCAUUAGAAGCCAAACGGCAACUUGCAACGUCAACAAAAUGAUUUUAAGAAUAUUCUUACUCUUCUUGGUGUCAUCGGCCACGGCGCAAUAUCAUCAGUUUGGAGAACAAUUGCAGACAGCCCAUGGUUCCGAUUGUGCCCUCUUGCUAGCCGGACCGGGUCGAUCCUCUGUCUAUGAUUACAAUGUGAAUCUGUUUCGUGGCACAGCGAAUCCCUAUAAUAGUGGAACGGGCACUUGUAUCACCUACGAUGCCAUUAAUGCUGCCUACUUGGAUGCCCGCAAACGUAUACAUGUGGCCCAGCCCAAGAGCGACUGGAAGCCCGAGGAACUGGCCACUGUGGGCGAACUGUUGCUCGAUAUUUCCAUACAGUUGGCUCGCACUUAUGGCCUGUCCUAUGAGGAAAUCGAGAAGGGUCUUCCCACCAUUGAUACCUCAAAGACGUUGAUUCGUGAAGUGUGUCCGCCCUUCUUUGCGGGUGUCGAGUGUCGACCGGGCAAAUAUCGUCGUUUCGAUGGCCUUUGCAACAACAUUGAGCAUCCCACUUGGGGUGCAGCCAACUCGCCAUUCCAGCGUCUCAUCGGGCCACUGUAUGCAGAUGGUAUAAAUGCUCCACGUAUUUCGGUAACUGGACGCGACUUGCCCUUCUCACGUGUCGUCUCCCGCACCAUGCAUCCCGAUGAUGGCUAUCAUGAUCACGCCGGCACUGUUAUGGUCAUUGCCUGGGGCCAGUUCAUGGAUCAUGAUUUCACGCUGACGGGAACACCAUUGGAUCCCAUCAAUCGCAACGAUCCGGAGGAAUGCUGCAAGCGUCCAUUGCAUUUGAAGCAUCCAUAUUGUAAUGAGAUUCGAGUGCCAGAUGAUGAUUACUUCUAUCGUCUUUUUAAUGUCAAGUGCAUUGAUUUUGUUCGUGGCUUCCCCUCACCCCGGCCAGGCUGUAAAUUGGGUUCCCGCCAGCAAUUCAAUACUCUGACGGGUGUCAUCGAUGCAAACACUGUCUAUGGCGUGAAGGAGGCCUUCGCUCGCAAGCUGCGCACUGGCUAUGGCGGUCUGAUGCGCAUGAAUCCCGUGUUCCAGGAGUAUGGCCUUAAGGACUUGCUGCCCCUGAAGCUGGACAUACCUGACGAGGGCUGCACACGACCCAACAAGAGCAUGUAUUGCUUCGAGGGCGGAGAGAUUCGUGUGAAUGAGCAAUUGGUGUUGACCUGCAUGCACACAUUGAUGGCGCGAGAGCAUAAUCGCUUGGCCACUGGUCUAGCCCAGAUCAACAAACAUUGGGAUGACGAGACUUUGUUCCAGGAGGCACGACGCAUCAAUAUUGCCAUUGUCCAGCAUGUGACAUACAAUGAGUUCCUGCCCAUUCUGUUGGGCAAGGAAGUGAUGGAGAAAUUCGGUUUGGUUCUGCAAAAGGAUGGCUACUGGGAUGGCUACGAUUCGAAUGUUAAUCCGGGCAUUAUUGAUUCAUUUGCUGGAGCUGCCUUCCGCUUUGGACAUUCUUUACUGCCCACAGCUGUGGAGCGUUGGUCCAAGGCACACAAGUUCAUUGCCUCGAAACGUUUAUCGGAUUUGAUUCGUCGCCCAUAUGAUUUGUAUCGCGCUGGUGUCUUGGAUGAGUAUUUCAUGGGUCUGAUGAAUCAAGUGGCCCAGGCUAUGGAUGAUUCCAUUACACAGGAGGUGACCAAUCAUUUGUUCAAAAAGGAGGGAGCCCGAUUCGGCAUGGAUCUGGUAUCUUUCAAUAUGCAGCGAGGCCGUGAAUUCGGUAUCCCCGGUUACAUGGAGUUCCGUAAAUUCUGCGGCCUGCCCACCUCAAAUACCUGGGAUGAAAUGUAUGGCUCGAUGCCCAAUGAGACGGUUUUGCGUUAUGGCAGCAUAUUCGAACAUCCUGCUGACAUCGAUCUAUGGUCUGGCGGUGUUUCGGAGAAGUCCCUGCCUGGCUCCAUGCUGGGUCCCACUUUUGCCUGUGUCAUUGCCACCCAGAUGAGCUAUCUCCGACGUGGUGAUCGCUUCUGGUACGAAUUGCCCAAUCAGCCGUCGUCCUUCUCACCUGAGCAGCUGCAGGAGAUACGCAAGGCGAAGCUCUCUCGAUUGAUAUGCGAUAAUACGGAUCUGAUUGACACUGUGCAAAUUUAUCCCAUGGUUCUGCCCGAUCAUGAAAUCAAUCCACGUGUGCCCUGCAAGAGUGGUAUCAUACCCUCAAUCGAUCUGUCUAAAUGGGCUGAUUAUGGUGGCCAUGGCUUGGAUUCUUCAAUCUACAACUAUAUCAAUGAAAUUCCCGAUACAUUACUCAAUUAUAGGAAGUAACUGCCAUUUAAUCUUCAAUAAGAUUUUCCAGCUUCUAUUCACACACCCACACACACAGUGAUCCUGAAAAGGAUGUGUCUAUGAAACAUUACUCAGUUCUGCAUUCUUCAUUUACUAUCUAUUUUCUAUAUAUCGCUUAGUCUCUUUAACUAGUCUUUGCACACUUUUCUUCAUCGACAAUUUCCAUAGCCAAUCAGUCAGCCAUUUUCUUUUAGCAACUUUUCCAGCCUUUCCAUCAUUUUUUUUGUAUAUAUUAUUAUUAAAUAGCAGAA